CCCCCCCAGACAGUAAAGAGGAAGCUGUGGUGAAUCUUCUUGAGUGUUUCUUCACAGUCGCAGUCAGUCGGCGCUGACAGUCGGAGGGAAACAUCUCCAUCCUCCUCCUCCUCCAUCAUGGCUCCAUCAGUGGUCUUUCUCCUCCUCGGCCUCCUGGGCUCGGCCAGCUCGCUGCCUCCUCCACGGAUCUCCUUCCUCCUCAACUCUGCAGACAGACCUCUGGUCCUCUUCAGCCUCCCCAACGUCCACAACACCACCACGCUGCUGCUUAGCAACGACGGCUCCACCCUGUAUGUAGGAGCACGGGACGCCCUCCUCUCAUUGGACGUCAGUCAGAGUGAUGUCAUCAACCUGAAGAAGAAGGUGGAUUGGCGUCCAUCUGAAGAAGAAAUGACGAGCUGCAGUGAUAAAGGGAAAGACGCAGAGGUCGACUGUCCAAACUUCGUUCGUGUUUUGCAGCCUUUAAACUCGACCCAUCUGUACGCCUGUGGCAGCUACGCCUACAGCCCCCAUGAUGCCUACAUCGACACUGAGAGCUUCUCCAUGAUCAACCAGCGUGAUGGAGCUAAAGGUCGCUGUCCGUUCAGCCCCUUCCAGAGGAACACCGCCCUCACCGUCGACGGUGAACUCUUCACCGCGACCACGUCCGACUUCAGAGGAGCAAAACCGCAGAUUUCUCGACACUUCAGCAGAGGACGGUCCGACGUCAGCCAGGACGUGUCGGUCAGUUUACUGGAGGAGCCUCAUUCGUCAGCUCGGCGUUGGACCCGUCAGACAGGAAGCUCUACUUUUCUUUUAGCGAGGUUGGGAAAGAGUUCAUUCGUAGACCAGCUGCUAAUCUCCCGCGUGGCUCAAGUCUGCAAGGACGACAUGGGAGGACAAAGGACUCUGCAGAAGAAGUGGACGUCCUUCGCCAAAGCGCCUCUGCUCUGUCGCUCUGCCAAACAGCUUCCCUUCAAUGUUCUCCAGGAUGUGUUCACCCUCCAGCCACUAGAGGGCAGCAUGGACUCAGACACACUGUUCUACGGCGUCUUCACCUCUCAGUGGUCUUUGGGUCCAGAAUCUGCCGUGUGCGUCUUCAGACUGCAGGACAUGAGGACGGCGUUUGCCGGGCGCUACCGCACCUUCGACACGCAGACGCACCAGUGGAGCCCGAUGCUGGACAAACGCUCGUACCUGGGAAAGUGUGGACUGGACAACGUGUCAGAUUCAGUUCUAGCGGAGGUGAAGAAGAGUUUUCUGACCAGUAACAGCAUCAAACCGGACGGACUCGGCCCGAUUGUCGUCUCCUCGGAGCACAGAUACAGUCGUGUGGCCGUGAUGAGGACUCAGGCUGCCAACAACAAACACUACACUGUCCUGUUCCUCCUCACAGAGUCUGGGUUCAUCCACAAAGUGGUUUUGUUUGACGGGGGCGCUCAGGUCGUCGAGGAGAUUCAGGUCUUCACGCAGCCUCAGCUGGUCAAAAGCGUUGUCCUGUCCACCUCCAAGGGAGUCCUGUACGUGGGCACGUCGGAGGGCAUCACCGCCGUGCCUGUCGCCAGGUGCUCCAUCUACAGAAGCUGCAGUCAGUGUGUUCUGGCCAGAGAUCCUCUGUGUGGAUGGAGCCGGACCACGAGGGCCUGCACCGGUCUGCAGGAGGGCGAUCAUGACGACAUGGCUCAGGACCUGGAACACGCCAACGUGGAAGAGCAAUGUCAGGGACAAACCGAGCCCGGGCGGGACAGAGAGAUCAGCGUUCAUCUGAACGAAGCUGUGCAGCUUCCGUGUCUGAAACCUUCAAACGUGGCCACGCUGAGCUGGACCUCCCCUCGAAUCAAGGACCACACGGAGAAACUCUUCAUCCAAUCAGCUGACGGUGUUUUGAGCUUCUUUGCCACCGCCGACACUUUCGGGACGUACCACUGCGAGGCAGAAGAAGGCGGGUAUAAGGAAGUGAUCGUGAGCUACGACGUCCGACAAGUUGCUCCACCGCGGGCCAUGAGCCCGAUUCCAGACACCGAAUCACAUCCACCAAUCGGCAGAGACGAGUCCUACGAGGACAUCGUAACUAAUGCGUCGGAGAGGUCUACGACACGAGCUUCAGCAGAGCCAGAGGGCAUCAUAACGAGCAAAGCUGGUGAUUUCACAACCUUUGUAAAAGAAGUCGACCCCGAUAAAGAUUCUACAUUGAAAACCGACUCUGAAGACGAAAAGGCAGACGCCCCGACGUCGAUACACGACGUCCAGUUCAGGAAGGAGCAGCCCGAUGACCUUCAGACCCUGACGAAGGAGAAAAGCUAUCACACUGAGCUGGUGGUCGUCUCGCUCCUGCUGACGACCUGCAUCUGCAUCCUGAUAUUCGGAGGGCUCCACAUGUGGCGCCACAGGAAGCUGGGCCUCAAAACCAAUGUUCUGGAGAGUCCGGGGGACGACAGCAGAAUCAAUCAGUCCAUGGAAAGCGUUCCCUCCCUGAGCAGCCCAGAGGACCCUGAGCUGAAGGUGGUGGAAUAACAAUCAGGACCACGGACCUCGCUCUGACAGAAAAGAAAUGACUUGACACUCGACUCGUUACAGGAAGUUAAAGACUCGUGACUCGAUGACUCGUCUGUGUUCAUUUGAUAUUUUAGUUUAAAUAUUUAAAUGUAGCGUUAGCCGUUUAGUGAGCGCACCCUGGGAAUGACUUCAGUCAACCUGAUGAUCUGUGAAUCCAAAUGAACAAAAUAAAGUUAUUUCAGUUUCAUUAAUUAUCAUACAAACGGGUUAAAUAAAGUGGCUAAUAAUGUAGUUAUUCUACUCGACAUGACGCAACCUGUCCAACAGAAAAUGACUUGAGACUUGUGAGACAUGUUAUUGACCUCCAGAAAAUAAAUAUAAAUCAUCUGUACAGCUCUUUAGACUGUCUAAAACCUGGACGUAGUCUCUGUGACGUCCCCGCAGACUGUCUAAAACCUGGACGUAGUCUCUGAGACGUCCCCGCAGAC
This is a messenger RNA of Larimichthys crocea (large yellow croaker), 2963 nucleotides long. RefSeq names its product semaphorin-4A-like. Gene Ontology annotation, molecular function: semaphorin receptor binding; chemorepellent activity. The coding region runs from base 118 to 2493 and encodes 791 amino acids. The transcript has 14 exons. Gene Ontology annotation, biological process: axon guidance; negative chemotaxis; neural crest cell migration. NCBI's taxonomy places the organism in Eukaryota, Metazoa, Chordata, Actinopteri, Sciaenidae. The record is from RefSeq and is a predicted model, not a curated record. Gene Ontology annotation, cellular component: plasma membrane.